AGCGCUUGCAGUGCUCAAGAUGACAUGAGCUUGUCAAGUGCGCGAGCCGUCAGAGCCGAGGACAUGGCAUCGGACCUCGCCUGAAACCAAAAGGCUCAUGAGCAGGCCCCCGGGUUCCAAUGACGAACCCGGACCCCUCAACGGCUGCAUGGAACCAAGUCCUCCGCCCCCGCCUCCAGCACCUUCGCCAGAGGAGGUAUGCCUUGAGCAGGGCUUCGUGCCGGUACCGGUGGCUCCCCCACCCCCACGGCCUCCUUCAGCAAGCCGUCUAGUUCUCAUUCCACUGUGCAGGAAGGGGGACAGGGCUGGCAUUGAGAAUGCCAUUGUCAACGGAGGUGCAUCUGUGGAGGAGGUGGACAUUGAGGGAAACACCCCUCUUCAUGUUGCCGUGGAGGCUCCGAGAAACGAGAUUGCGACCGUCUCCUGUCUGCUGGAGCACAUGGCGAAUCCGAAUUCGGUGAACUAUAUUGGGGCCGCGCCCCUCCACUACGUUUGCCUAAGAAAAAACAAUUGGCGAGGGAUCGCCAACCUCCUCUUGGAGAAUGGAGCGAACAUAGAUUGCCAAACGCUCGCUGGCAAAUCGGCCCUCCACUUUGCAGCUGAAAACCAGCUUCCAGAGUUGGUGGAGGUUCUCUGCCUCUUCGGCGCGGAUCCCAACUUGAUGGAUGUCCAGGCCAACGCGGCAGUGCACCUCGCCCUGGCGAAGGUGGGUCGGGAUACUGUGAAACGGCAGAUCCUGGAGCACCUGAUGGCAGCAUCCGCUCACCUCGAGGCGCCGAACCUGAGAGGCUUUGCUCCCAUGCACUUGGCAUGCUCCACUGGAAGCAUCAGAUGUGUACAACUUCUGAUGGAAGCAGGGAUGGAGCUUUGUGUUGCCACAUCCAGGGGCGAGACGGGGCUUCACCUUGCGUGUGCAUCUGGGCAGGGCGAGGUUGCCCAGCUUUUCAUCCAAGCGGCCCCGCAAAUUCUGGAUAUGCAGGAUGCCGACGGCAACACGCCUCUGCAUGCAGCUGCCUUGGAGGGCCACUUGGAAUGCGCCCUGAUCCUCCUCAGGAAUGGCGCGGAAGUCGAUGUCAAAAACAACCAGUCUUUGACAGCAUAUGAGGUUUCGAGAAGCAAAGGCCACGACUUGGCCAGCACCCAUAAUCCGGAACUCAUGCAGGUCCUCAAAGAAGCGCAGAAAGAGAGAGGAUGCCGGCAAUCCUGAAGUGAGGUUCAGGGUUCGAGCAUUUGCUAAGCGGCCCUGUGGCUCGAACUUCGAACUUGCCCGCUCACAAAGAGUGCCGGCGAAGCGAAGCGCCCACAAUUGAAGCUGUAGCCCAGUUAGACUGACUGCUUUGCAGCCUACGCUCACCAGAAAGUCGUGAACAGGUGUGGCCAUUUCAUGUUCGCAGCUUUGCGCUUGCUGCUUGGCUUCUUGCUGCUUAUUUGCUUUGUCCUUGGCUCAUCAGCUGGGCUGUUUUAGCUUUCCAUAGCUUGCAGUAGGGCACAGGAAAAGGUUGGAAAGGCA
Molecule: messenger RNA, 1510 nt
Organism: Effrenium voratum
Lineage: Eukaryota; Dinophyceae; Suessiales; Symbiodiniaceae
Source: the annotation of a GenBank genome assembly